Messenger RNA from Somion occarium, 703 nucleotides. The record is from the annotation of a GenBank genome assembly. Lineage: Eukaryota; Fungi; Basidiomycota; Agaricomycetes; Polyporales; Cerrenaceae.
ACAUACUCCUAUCACGGUAAAAUUCGAACAUAGACCAACAUGCCUUUGAAUCUCAGUAUUCAUGGAAGCAACGCUCGCGACUUUGCGAUGCUUGAACGCAAUCUCCUUACACAUCUGCGAUUUGCCACUGUCUUAGCGCUUUUCGCAGCUUCCAUGCUGCUGAACGCUAGACUGCCCUUUGAUCCGGGAUUGUCAGGUCAGACACAAAGUACGCGUUCAAAUGUUCCCCUUGCGUCAAUCCAGGUUGUUGCUGCUAUUGUAACCAUCACUCUUGGUUUGUGGGUAUACCACCGAGCUUUCAAGGAUGUGUGUGGUAUGAAAGCUUUCCUCUCUACCACCAAACCUCAACUUGUGGUCAUGUCUUUGAUCUCUGUUGCCGUUUUCGUAACGUGCAUUGUACUCCUGUCUACCGAGCACUGAGUUGAUGGCUGACUUCGUCGGUCUCGAUCAAAAUGUGACAUCGAGGCUAACUGCCACAGUCUUGCUUCGGAUUUCGCGUUCAUUAUCCGGUCGCUUCAAGACCAAGAGUCCCAGUUCCUCUUCGCUAAAAUCGAGGAAUCCAUCCAACCUCCGCAAUAACCCUGCGUAUGACCACCUCAUUCCGAAGUCAGCCACCAUACAAAUCCCAGCCGCCAUACAUCCAUCAUUAUUGUUGACAACGCCUUCAUAUAAGGUCAUGGAGCAAUCAACAUCCAUCGUGUCA